Molecule: messenger RNA, 2933 nt
Organism: Choloepus didactylus (southern two-toed sloth)
Lineage: Eukaryota; Metazoa; Chordata; Mammalia; Pilosa; Megalonychidae
Gene: SERINC1
Product: serine incorporator 1
Exons: 10
Coding region: 93-1454 (453 amino acids)
Cellular component (GO): membrane
Source: RefSeq, a predicted model, not a curated record
AUGUAGCUGACUGUUGGUAAAUAGGGCCCGAAAGGCGGGGAAGUCGCUGUCUCCAUCUUGUCGGGGCCUGCAGCUCUUGCGACGUUGUGGAGAUGGGGAGCGUCCUGGGGCUGUGCUCCAUGGCGAGCUGGAUACCAUGUUUGUGUGGCAGUGCUCCAUGUUUGCUGUGCCGAUGUUGUCCUAGUGGGAACAACUCCACUGUAACUAGAUUGAUCUAUGCACUUUUCUUGCUUGUUGGAGUUUGUGUAGCUUGUGUAAUGUUGAUACCAGGAAUGGAAGACCAACUUAAUAAGAUUCCUGGAUUUUGUGAGAAUGAGAAAGGUGUCGUCCCAUGUAGUAUUCUGGUUGGCUAUAAAGCUGUGUACCGUCUAUGCUUUGGCCUGGCUAUGUUCUAUCUUCUCCUUUCUUUACUAAUGAUCAAAGUAAAGAGCAGCAGUGAUCCUAGAGCUGCAGUGCACAAUGGAUUCUGGUUCUUUAAAUUUGCUGCAGCAAUUGCAAUUAUUAUUGGGGCAUUCUUCAUUCCAGAAGGAACUUUUACAACUGUGUGGUUUUAUGUAGGCAUGGCAGGUGCCUUUUGCUUCAUCCUCAUACAGCUAGUCUUACUUAUUGAUUUUGCACAUUCGUGGAAUGAAUCAUGGGUUGAAAAAAUGGAAGAAGGGAACUCAAGAUGUUGGUAUGCAGCCUUGUUGUCAGCUACAACUCUGAAUUAUCUGCUAUCUCUAGUUGCUAUAGUCCUGUUCUUUGUCUACUACACUCAUCCAGACAGUUGUUCAGAAAAUAAGGCAUUCAUCAGUGUGAACAUGCUCCUCUGCAUUGGUGCUUCUGUGAUGUCUAUACUGCCCAAAAUCCAAGAAUCACAACCGAGAUCUGGUUUGUUACAGUCUUCAGUAAUUACAGUCUACACAAUGUAUUUGACAUGGUCUGCUAUGAUCAAUGAACCAGAAACAAACUGCAACCCAAGUCUACUGAGCAUAAUUGGCUACAAUACAACAAGCACUGUCCCAAAGGAAGGGCAGACUGUCCAGUGGUGGCAUGCUCAAGGAAUUAUAGGACUAAUCCUCUUUUUAUUGUGUGUGUUUUAUUCAAGCAUCCGUACUUCAAACAAUAGUCAGGUUAAUAAACUGACUCUAACAAGUGAUGAAUCAACCUUAAUAGAAGAUGGUGGAGCCAGAAGCGAUGGAUCACUGGAGGAUGGAGACGAUGUUCACCGAGCCGUAGAUAAUGAAAGGGAUGGUGUCACUUAUAGUUAUUCCUUCUUCCACUUCAUGCUUUUCCUGGCUUCACUUUAUAUCAUGAUGACUCUUACCAACUGGUACAGGUAUGAGCCUUCUCGUGAGAUGAAAAGUCAGUGGACAGCUGUCUGGGUGAAGAUCUCUUCCAGUUGGAUUGGUAUUGUGCUAUAUGUUUGGACACUGGUGGCACCGCUUGUUCUUACAAAUCGUGAUUUUGACUGAGUGGAACUUCUGGCAUGAAAGUCCCGCUUUGAUCAUUGCUUAUUUGAAAUUAACAGUAUUCCAAACUUUUGUAAAGUGUGUGUGUGUGCUUCCCAUGUAAAUCUCUAGUGUUGGUCUGGCAUGAAUUAGAGUUGACUGCUUGCCAUUUUAUUCAAUAUUUUCUUGCAUAUUCCAUUGAUAUGUGUGUUAGACUGAAUUGCAAGGGGAGAGUUUUAUGAAUAUGGUGGUAACUUAGGAACAGUGAGCAUUGUUAGGUUUAUCCUUUGCUCUGUUCUUGUGAAAUUAGAGUAAAAGUAAAACUUUGCUUAACAGUUUGAUUUUAAAACUAUGUUAGAACUUAAGCUACUUUAGAAAGUGUAAAAGGAAAUGUAUGGCUACUUUUUGAAAUCUUGAUGCUUUCCUUUAUAGGACAGUGCAAAGAAUGUGCUAUUCUAAAAUUAUAUAAAACAAGUCACUUCAAUACCAUUUUUCUAAAGAAUCUUGUCAGGUUUUCCCCUUGAUGUGUAGAUAUGGUAGGGAGUGUUUGAUGGACAAAGAUUAUAGGUUGUACAUGGAGGUUAUGAUACAGGGCCUUCAUAGGAAGUCAGAUUGGCAGAAAAUCAGAAAGAAAGUAAGUUAGAUUGUAAUCUUCCCUUAGUAGGAUGGCUUUAUUCCAUACCUACAUAAUGAACUUUGUUUGGGUCAUGAUAAAUACGUGCACAAGUAUGGGUUUAAUGGAGAUGGUAGCAACUCUGAAGGAUUUAGACAAAGGUUUUGGAAAGGAUAAUCAUGGGUUAGAAGGAAGUUGUUUAAAAAAAACACCACUAAAAGGUUAAUUUUGAAAAAGGUGGUAAACUUGAUAGGGCAGGAGGAAACUGCAAAAACUUGGCUUCAGUUGGUGUUUAAACGAAACAUAGUCCAAUGUUCUUAUUUUAAAAUGAAGAAACAGAACCACAGAUUUAUACUGAUUAUAUAGCUAAUUAGUGGCAAAACUAGGAAAUUCCAAGUUUGCCAAAAGUAGCAUUCUUUCUGGCAUUCAAUAAUAAUUUCUAUUCAAAAUACAUGCAUAAAAAAUUUUAUACCUCAUUAGUGGUGAAUAAUUGAUGUGAUGUGGGCUAGUGGUGCUCAGCAUGUCCUCUGCCUAUAGUCUGAGGCCAGGAGAAUGAUGGAUGCUGUAGAAUAAGCAGUGCACUGUGCAGUUCAAAAGAUGUUUAAAAUGCUUUUGUAUUUGCUGCCCUGUAAUUGAACUGUGUAGGUUAUUAUAAUCUGUCAACCUGAAAAUCAAGCACUAUGACAGUUAACUUAGAAACACUAAAUACUUGUAUAUGUCAUCUGUGACUUAAUGAAGCUUUUAAUAUACACAUUUGCUUUUUAAAAUAUUUAUUAUUGUAUAUGGAAUAUAACAAUUCAACUUAAUUCCCCAGCCUUACUCUGUGUAAUAUUGUAUUCCAAGAUUUUGAAUGGCUGUGUUCUAUCUCUAAAUAAACGAGUUCAGAGAAA